AUGCCUGUCCCAUACGAAGCACUCAUCCCAAUGGGACUCGUAGGAGUCAUGUUCUUCGUCACCGGAACUGGCUACAAUGCACUGGCGAGGUACCGCAACGAUGGAAAGCCAAUCAGACAUAGCAUCGAUGAAUUCGAGUCGAUGAUGAUGAAGCGCGAUGAGAGAUUAACAGGGUCAAUGAGAGGGCAAGCAACAAAUCCGACCGCACCGAAAGAAUUCGCGACGAAUAGUGCAUGGAAUACAGAAAGAGUGCUGUGAGGGCUGGACGGUAGGACCUCGAGCUCAGCAGAGAUCGGGUAGUAGCUCGCUCGCUCCGACAUAGGAUUUGAGGACGCUUUACAAUGCAUACAGACUCUAUAGCAUUAGUACAGUGACAGCGCAAGCUUCUUAAGUCGCAAAGAGGGCGUCCAAGGCAGUGAUCAGAGAUGCGACAAUGAUUUGCAGAGGUAGUGAAUGGCUAAUGUACAAUAGAGGAUGUUCGGAAGCUGAGGAAGGCGGCUAGAUCUGAGUUGGUGCUUCGAAAGCAAAUGCGCUUUCAUCUGACGAUUCGGAUGCCCAUGCUACGAGCGCUUCCAGCUAUCACCUUACACAUCUGGAAAGAGGUCGCCCAGAGAAGAGAAGAGGGUAGUCAAAUGUCAGUUCCAUGCGUCUGCCCCCUCUUUCCGCCUGCCACUCUUCUACCCAGCUUUGUUGGACUUACCUUCUCCUCAUCAAUUCCCGGCACAUCCUUCAUCUUGAUCUUU
Molecule: messenger RNA, 743 nt
Organism: Microstroma glucosiphilum
Lineage: Eukaryota; Fungi; Basidiomycota; Exobasidiomycetes; Microstromatales; Microstromataceae
Exons: 4
Coding region: 1-258 (85 amino acids)
Source: RefSeq, a predicted model, not a curated record